Molecule: messenger RNA, 6449 nt
Organism: Calliphora vicina (urban bluebottle blowfly)
Lineage: Eukaryota; Metazoa; Arthropoda; Insecta; Diptera; Calliphoridae
Exons: 9
Coding region: 1149-5957 (1602 amino acids)
Biological process (GO): positive regulation of DNA-templated transcription; protein autoprocessing
Cellular component (GO): nucleus; endoplasmic reticulum membrane
Molecular function (GO): DNA-binding transcription factor activity; sequence-specific DNA binding
Source: RefSeq, a predicted model, not a curated record
ACAUUUUUAUACAACCACAACAAUCGUAUGCCGUUUUGAUUUCUGUAUGAUCGUGUGUUCGUUUUGUUGUAGUUGUUGCUGUUGGUGACUUGGCAAACUGACUGACAAACUGUUGGUGGGAUUGUGUACGAGAGUUAAAGUAUGGCUUAACUGAGGUUGCGCUUGAUCAACUUGAUCCACUCCAGUGACAGCAGUAAACGCGAAAAGUUAAAAAACUGCUCAUCAUCUCGUGCGGUUUACACUAGUUCUAAGUGAUAUCGGUUAUUUCUUUUUUUUAUCUAUUUAAAAAUUCAAAAUAAGAAAUAAUUUAAAUUAAAGAAAAAAACAAGUAAAAAUAAUACGUAAAAAACACAAAAAAAAUAAAUAAAUUUUUAAGAAAAAAUACCAAGAAAACAAAAUAAAAAAAAACCAAACAAAAACUUGUUAUUUUUGAUUUGCAAAAAUCUCUAUGCACUCAUACACACACACGCAAAACCAGGCAUUUUUACACACAAACACUCGCUCAUAGAUGAGUGGGGUUUGGUGGUGGCGAUCGUUGCUUCGUUCAUUCGCAUGUACAAAAUCAAACAACAAUAACAACAACAAAUAAUAUUGUAUUGAUACGAGACGAAAUUAUGAUGGCAUAUCAAACUGAAAAUUAUUAAAAGCCAAGUGAAUUUAUGAUGAUAAGAAAGAAGCUGGAAUUAAUAUUAAUAAUACGUAGUUACACAUUAUACAUAUGAAUUGAUUAAACAUAUGUAUUUAAAAACAAAUUGAAAUAUAAAUAAAAAUUACAAAACAAAUAAAUAAAUAUUACAAAAAUUAUAUAGUAUAUUAUACAUAGUAUUUGUAAUCUUCUUCCUACUUUUUUGCUGCAUUUUAAAUUUUAUAACAAUUACAAAGAGCAGUACGAUACUGGAACGAAAGAAAAGGCAAAAAAGAAAUAUUUAAUUAUGGAAUUUUUUUUAUUUAACAAUUACUCGUGAUUGAACAAAUGUUAAAAAAUAAUGUAAUGUCUUCAAAAUGAAAUAAUUCAAUAAAGGAAAAUCAUUAAGGCUGGAGAAUUGGAGAAAAAGAAAACAAAAACUUAGUUUUUAGAUAAAUUGUUUGUUAAACACAUUUUGGAAGGAUGCUCGAAAUAACAAAAAAAUAUUGUAAAUUUAGCACAGAUGGACAUGGACUUUUACAAUGAACAUAUAUUAACAGAUUUGGACCGAGCUGACUAUGUGGGUGGAAUCGACAAUGAAGCAAUAUUUUUUGAAGAUUUACAAGUAACAGCGGGUCUCGGUCGCUUGGGUCCAGAUGCUAGCCACAGCAAUACUACAAACGCAGGCGGUGAAAACUUAGCACUGCCAUGUACAGCCAAAACAGAAACACCCGUAACAUCCCCGUCACCCAUGACCACAAUAGGACCCGACAUAAUUCUACCACCAAUACCAACGGUCUCGGCACGGGUUAGCUUAACCACGGCCCCAGCAACACCACACAUUGGUAUUAUACAUCACAACAAUAACAACAGUAAUCCUACACUAUCACACCUGCCAGAAAGUCCACCAGAUUCAGGAUCUGAACCACCCUACAGUCCGCUGCAGGAUGUGCAGGGUUUAACCUUAAACACACGCGACAUCUAUAAUCACAGUGGUGGUGGUGUUAGUGGUGGUGCUAACACAUCAGCUCCGGUAAUUAAUGAGCUACAUACUAUGCAGGUGCAUCAUCCGCCACAACCGCCGCCCCUACCACAACAUCACUAUACAACACAUUUACUAAACAGUCCAAUGCAUGUGAAUCCUUUGGCAAGUCCACCCGCACAAGAUGUGCUAAGUGCUGGCAUACGUGUGAAGCAUGAAACCGGUAUCAUUAUCAAUCCGAAUAGCUUAACGCAAACACUUAAUAGUCAGACGCCCCAUGCCCUAGAUACUCAUAUUGAGAUGCCCAGCCAGCAGCAAGCACAGCUUAUCUACACUAACAAUCAUCAUCAUCAUCAUAGCAGCAGUAAUAAUCAAAUUAGCUACGAGAGCCUAUCGAACAAAUUGUAUGCGAAUCCAGGACAACCAGCACCUCCGCCACCGUAUCAGAUUAAUUUGAAUCAUCUAGAUCAUCCCUCAGUGGUGGAAACACCAGCUUGUGUGUUAGGCAGCAUAGGAGAUCUACCCCAUGUACAAGUUGUUGGCACCAGCAUACCCUCGACGCCAACUUUGAGCCGUACAUCAGCACCCUCCACCCCAAAUCAUAUGUCAUCUACGCGAAAACGUAAAAUGACCACACAAAUUGAUGAUCCUGACUUUAGAUGUGUUAAGCCAGAUCCUGGUUUAAUAUUAAGUCCCUCGCGUAGUUCUGUCUGUUCCACACCCUUGCCGGGAGAGACCUCCAAGAGAUCUUCUAUAUCGCCUUUAAACAUACAACUUAGCAACCACGAUAUGGUUGACACACCUGCACCCUCAAAUGCUUCUCUCUCGCCGGCUCUCUCCUCCGUCAACAUGGAUGGCAGUGUGAAAAAUUGUGAUACUAGUUCACAAAAUGGUGAUGCUCUAAGUCCGUGCAUACGUUUUUCACCUUUCCAACAACAAAACUGGCAUAAGUUGUGCGAUCAGCAUUUGCAGGAUAUAUCAGUGGUGUACUAUCGCGUCGAUGCCGAUAAAGGUUUCAAUUUCUCCGUAUCGGAUGAUGCCUUUGUGUGUCAGAAAAAGAAUCACUUUCAAAUAACUUGCCAUGCUCGCCUGCAAAGUGAAGCGAAAUUCGUUAGAACACCGUCCGGUUUAGAGAAAAUCAAGUCCUUCCAUUUGCAUUUCUAUGGGGUGAAACUAGAGGCGCCCAAUCAAACUAUACGCAUUGAACAAAGUCAAUCGGAUCGUUCGAAGAAACCUUUCUUUCCUGUACCAAUCGAUCUCCAAAGUCACAUUGUUAGUAAGGUAACAGUGGGGCGUUUACACUUUUCCGAAACUACCAACAAUAAUAUGCGCAAAAAGGGACGUCCCAAUCCCGAACAACGUUAUUUCCAACUUAUUGUAGCCUUACACGUCCACACCGCCUCCGGAGAUUUCCCGAUCAUCAGUCAAGGAAGCGAUAAAAUUAUUGUGCGUGCCUCCAAUCCCGGACAAUUUGAAUCGGAUGUUGAUCUGUGUUGGCAACGAGGUCUUACCCAGGAUUCCAUUUACCAUGCAGGCCGAGUGGGUAUUAAUACAGACCGUCCCGAUGAAAGCCUAGUGAUCCAUGGGAAUCUUAAAAUAUCCGGCCACAUAGUACAGCCCAGUGAUAGUCGAGCCAAGCAGGAAAUCGGUGAAUUAGACACCUCUGUACAGUUGCGCAAUCUCCAAAAGAUACGUAUCGUACGUUAUCGUCUGGAACCCCAGUUUGCUCUGCAUGCUGGCCUCAAGAGUCACAAAGAUUCGGAAGAUAUUGUUGACACCGGUGUUAUAGCACAAGAGGUGCGUGAAGUGAUACCGGAUGCCGUGCAAGAGGCUGGCAGUGUUGUACUGCCAAACGGCAAUGUCAUUGAAAAUUUCCUAUUGGUCAAUAAGGAUCGCAUACUUAUGGAAAAUAUUGGUGCCGUAAAGGAGCUGUGCAAAGUGACGGACACUUUAGAGACACGCAUUGAAAAUUUAGAGCGUGUAAAUACCCGCUUACAGCGAGCUAAAGAGAACGAAUUACAGUUUUUGCAUUGCAAAAGUAUAACGACAACUAGCCGGGAUGGCUAUGAAAUCUGUUCGAAUAGAACACUACAAAUAAUAAUCUUUCUAUUAGUUAUAGUUAUGGCCGCCUGUUUGGCUGCCGUCUCCACGUUGUAUUUUGUUGAGCACAAUAAGAAACAACAAAAUUUGAAAUAUCUAGACAGCAUACAACUCUUAAACAAUGGCCAUUUAUAUGGUCACGAAGGUCUAACACUAACAGAGCAGGAACACAAUUUCAUAAAUAUGCUGAAAUCUGCAAGAAAUCAUACACAUUGGCCAACAUUUGCUUAUCAACCACCCAUCGCACCAGCAGCAGUGUUGGGAGAAGGACUUUCAAGAUCUCAAAGUCGCAAUAAUUCCGAAUACCAACGAGCCGACUAUCGAUACUUGGGAACGCCAGACGAUGCUCUAAAUCCCUCAUCAACACAACAAUUAAGGAAUGAUGAAAUCACAGUGGUAAUGGAGAAACCCUCGGUGAGUCAUGAACUUUUGCAGAGCUACAAUGAACCCCAAAGAGCCACUACAGCACCAACUCUGGCUCGUAACAAUAAGACGUCCAUUAGUAAGCAUAAAAAUAAAUGGCCUCAGCCGCAAAUAGUCUUGAGAGUAAUGCAAUCACCCACUCAUCGUAAUGCUUUACCCUCAACGCGUUCUCUGAACUUAAACGGGCAGCCAAGUGAAGAAACUGCUCAGAAUGCUGCACAUAAUGUGAGCGAAACAUCAACCGAAAAAAUUGCUGAUGUUCAACAAGAUUUCGAAAAUAAUUCCAUCGAUACAGACUCACAUCAACAGGCUAUCAAUCGUUUGAAGUCAGCACCGGCCAAAAUACGUAUACCAGCGGCCAAGGGGUCCACUCAUAGUGAAAUACAAAAGCUAAAUGUCGACAUACCCAUAGUAAGUACAUCGAGCAGUAAUAUCAUUGAUGAGACAGGGCUAGUAAUUGAAAAUUCGGCCACCCAAUCGAAUCUGUUAAGACAUCCCAACUCCAAGGGAGGAGAACUAAUUAUAUACAAAACUGUUUCACCGCCCACCUCCACUACCAGCACCACAAGUAGUCACAGCAUUACGAAUAAAGUCAACACCGAUGCUCCACACACGAAUAAUUCCUUGGAUAAUCAAUCCAUUUCAAAUAAAAGUCGUAAUUUCGUGGAUCGUACCACCGACAACUCUGAUCUAUUGCAACAACUAUCAAAUGAUAAUAACGAAUCGAUCUAUAGUGCCACUGAUAUUAUUGGAAAUCCAGUUGAUUUCAUUUUGGGUCUAGAUGAUCGUCAAUCUCUUUUAGGACGUCGAUCCACAUCGCCGUCAUCAACUUCAAAUGCGGCUCAUCCGUCAGGUAAUGCAAAUGCAUGGGUGCAAAAUUCCAUGGUUUUUGUGGAUACUUUUGGUGAACCAGAACAAUGUAAUAGUAAAACUAAACGUGAAGAUAUAUCCAACUGUCAGUCUGUUUGCUUCGAGGAGAACAAUCAACUCUUAGCACCCAAUCAAUCAAAUUUAAGCUUGAAACCUGCCGAACCCAAGAAAAUCAAAUCCUCUCUACAGCAAGAGGAAAUCGAUAAUGAAAAUCAUAGUGAAUCUGAAGAUAAUGAUGCAAUACAUGACUCGGACGACGACUUACAAUCAAGCUACAAUGGAAAUCUUAAAAACAAAGAAACUCUUAAUGCCUCCAUAUUGGAGGCAUCAUUGUCAACACAAGGCAAAACAACUCACUCUAAACAGUUUUCCCCAAAACAACUGAACGCCGAUGAACAACGCAGCGAUGAUGCGGAAAAUUUGGAUGUUCUAUUGGAGCAUACAUUCUCCGAUGAAAAUGUUGAGGAGGACGCGAAAAAAGCGAAAAAAGAUAAAAGCGAUAUUAAUCUACUGCAACCCAAAUUAUCCGUAGAUCCAGAUAUACCACCCACAGAUACGGAUUGUUGGAAAAUACGCAGUUGUAUAUGGGCCGAACGUUUAAAUAAUACUUUUGCAACGCAAGACUUUUGUCCCAAACUGGGAAAAUCGGUGAACAUGACAUUCGUCAUACCGUUGUCUCGUUUCUUCAAGGAACAAAGUAUUGAAUUACAUUUAACGUCUUCUUUACCUUUACAAUGGGUACUUUGCAAUUUACAUGAACAUUCUCAAAAUGUAUUGCAGCGUAGACGUAACACCUCGUUACUUCUACUCAAUGUUCCCAGUCGGGGUUAUUUUGUUAAAGAUUUAAUUUUACGUGCCACCAAUGAUCCAGAAAAGUCAAAUGUUUGCCAGGAGCGACCCCACGAAGGCAACACCAUAUUGCAGUACAAUUUUAGAAUUAUAAGAAAUUGUGAUUAAAACACAAAAGAAACAACACUGAAUCCUAAUGAAUGAAUUCUUAAUACUAAAUUUAAACCUUAAAACAAACACUAAAUUUAAAUUAAUUUGUACGUGAACUUUUAUUCCCCUACAUAUACUUAGUUUAUUUUUCUUUUUUUUAUAAAAUAUAAACACAUACAAAACAAAACCAUUUAAAAUAUUAAUUGAAAUCACAAAAUUAAUUAAUUUGUUAGUUAUUUCAAGUCUAAAGAACAAAUUGUAACCAAUCGAACAAGAAAUAUUUGAUUUACUUUACUUUUUUUUAUAUUAAUUUUGUAAAUAUUGAGUAGUUAAAAUAAUUAAAUCAUAAUAUUAUACAAUAUUUAAUAUGUAAUUGUUUAAUCGCUUUUAAUAUUCUGCCUUUACAAGAACAAAAAAUCAAAUCAAACAUUACGAAAAACAAAAUUAAAAAAAAUAUAAAUAAUAAAACAUGUAGCAUAAAUUUAUUUUCACUGCUAUUCAAACAUAGAA